GAAGAGGAAAUGGAGGAGAACAUGGCUCCUAAGCGGGAGUUUCGUGCAAUCUUUUGACGAGAAAUACAUUUUCUUUCAUAGACUAAAUCAAUUUCAAAAUGACAUCUCACUUAUAACUCAAGCAUAUAUGUAUUUAUGUGCAUUGACAAAUUUGAUUGCCCGCCCUCUGAAGAGAACAAAAAAAUAACAUUCAAUAAUUGGUGUUUUAAAAAAAAAAAGAAAAAAAACAACAACUCUUCUAAGCGUCGAAUAAUACCAAGGGGUUGUUGUUGUUGUUGUUGUUGUUGUGUUGUUUAUACAAUUUUUCGUAACACGGGGUAUCAAUUUGUAAUCAACGAAUUCGAAGAAUCGGAUGUAAAAGUGUACAAGUGUGCAACGGUUAAUUGGAUGAUAAGAAGAAAACUUGGACGGUGGUGGACAAUAAGAGAAACAACAAAAUGGAUACUAAACCUCUACGAAUCGUUUCCGGUCUUCUUUUUUGCAUCUUUGUGGGCUCACACACUGGACAAGCAAUCCAUCAAUCAACUAAUUAUUAUGGAAGAGAGAUUGGUUCGUUCGCAAGCUAUGCUCAUGGUAUAAAAGGGACUAUAUACGCAGCAGAUGACACUACGAUAUUCAUAAAAGGAUUCUCUUAUGAUGGUACGGGUCCUGAUGCACAUUUUUGGGCUGGUAAUAGUUCUAGACCAAGCCCUGAUGGUUACAUCGUACCUUAUCCUGAAGAUUACAAGGGCAGAGAUCCACCAAAGUUGGAGGCGUACGACAAUACCGACAUUGUUUUAAAGUUGCCACAAGGGAAACGUUUGCGCGACAUACAAUGGCUGAGCGUUUGGUGCAGGAGAUUUACCGUCGAUUUCGGUGAUAUUUUCAUUCCACCGAAUUUAGAUCCACCAAAGCCACGAGUGUUGCCUGAAUUUUCAAGAUUGGCACACGGCCUUCGUAGCGGUAAUAUCAGCAUCCUCGAUAGUAAAACUAUCUAUAUUCCAAAUUUGCAUUACGACGGUGCUGGUCCAGAUGCCUAUUUUUGGGUUGGCACUGGCACAGAGCCACAUCUUUUGGGCACUAAAGUACCCAACGAAAUAGGAAGUUUGGAACCAUUGAGAGGAUAUCAAGGAGAAGAUAUUGAAAUAGUUUUACCAGUUAAUGUAACCGUCUAUGACAUCGACUGGCUUGCUGUAUGGUGUGUCAAAUACAAACAAAACUUUGGACACGUUCUCAUACCAAAAGAUCUUGACAUACCUCCUGCACUUGGACAGACAAAAAUUACGCCGCACUGGUGGUACAAACCGACGAGCAGUACGUCAGAACCAGCAACAUCCAAACAAGAAUUAAGCAAUUGCAAAGAAUUUUUGGAAGGACGUGUACAAGUUCAAUGGGAAUUGAUGGGUGAGGACGUGCAGAUUCAAGUUUCAGGUCGUAUCAACGAGGACCAAUACGUGGCAUUUGGUUUAUCGGGACGUCACGAUAAAUCCCACAUGAUUGGUGGCGACGUAGUUGUCGUGGCUUACGACAAGAAAAAAGGCAAAUAUAUUGCCGAGGACUAUUACAUGUCUGAUUAUUCACAAUGCGAUGGGAAAAAGGGUGUUUGUCCUGACGAAAGGGUCGGUGGCAAAAACGAUGCUGUAUUAUUACACGGUGAUAGAAGGAACGGUGUCACCACAGUAACGUAUAUGAGACCUUUACGCACGAACGAACCCGUAAAAGACAGGAUGAUCCCUGAAUCCGAAACUAAUGUGAUCGCUGCUAUUGGUCCUCUCAAUUCAAGAGGAGAAGCCAACGCUCAUGAGGCUUUCGACAAGACUACAGGGGAUAUACGUAUCGACUUUACGUCGAAAAAUGUCCACGAGUGUACUAAUUCCCUGUACAACAUCCCAGACAUGCCUGACAUUGAACCCUGGCCACAAGCCGUGAUCAACGAUGUAGAUACCUUCACUGCUAGGAUUGGACCAACUGGUGGACUUAGAGGAUAUUACCGUAUAACGGGUGAAGUUUCAUGGGGUAUCGCAUGGUAUAUAAAUGAUCUAUUAAUACCAGAGAUCACUGUGGAAAGAGGACAAACGUAUAAAUUUAUCGUAGAAGGUGGAAACGAUCCUACUAAUCCGGCCAAAUAUCAUCCGUUUUACAUAACGGAUAGUCCUGAAGGUGGUUUUGGACAAAAAACUGAAGCGCAACAAAGACAACAAAGAGUGUUUGCAGGUGUAGAAUAUGGCAAUGAUGGUUUUCCUUAUCCAACUGCUGUUGGUCGUUAUUGCGAAUGGGUUCAUAAAACGAUUGACAAAAGUAAAGAAUCAGAAACGUUCCAAAUAUUUUUCAAAACAUUGAGACUGGAGUGUGUUCCUGGUGAUCCUGCCGAUCUCAUAUGGACCGUUCCUGAAGAUGCACCUGAUUUAUUAUACUAUCAGUGUUACACGCACAAUAAUCUCGGUUGGAAAAUACACGUGGUAGAUGCUGGUUACAGGUCCCAAAGAAAUGCAAAUGACGCUAAUAAACAUACGUCAAUAUUGACAAUAAUAAUUGCCUCUAUAAUCGUCAACGCAUUAUUUGCGUUUUUAAGAUGAAUCAAUUCGCCGUUCCUUUAUUAACAUUAAAUGCCGUUAUAUUAUAUUAAAUUUCUCCUCGUGCUAUGAAAAAUUACAAAAAA
This is a messenger RNA of Polistes dominula (European paper wasp), 2638 nucleotides long. Its product is annotated as protein Skeletor. Lineage: Eukaryota; Metazoa; Arthropoda; Insecta; Hymenoptera; Vespidae. The record is from RefSeq and is a predicted model, not a curated record.